UCCUUCCUUCCUUCCUUCCUUCCUUCCUUCCUUCCUUCCUUCCUCCCUNCCUCCCUCCCUCCCUCCCUCCCUCUCUUUUUUUCCUUCCAUCCUUUCUAAAAUAAGGAAGUGGUUUUCUUUGUCCCUUGGAUUCCAAAGCUCCUGUCACCCAGGGAAGCUCAGUCCCUGGCUUCCAGGCUUCUGGGAGAGGACUGCUGGUUUGUGUUUGCGCUGCACAGCGGGAGGCCACAGGAGGCGACUGGGAGGCAGACACAGUCAAUCCAGGGGUGGAGAAGGGAGAAGGCAGGGCGACCGGCGCGCGUUCCCGGGCUCGUGACCGCUGGCGGCCCCGGGAAUCCACGCCCACACACUCUUGCAGAGAUGGCAGGCAGCAAAGACAAGCUCGUCGUGGGCACUCUCCACCUGCUGCUACUGCAGGCGAUCGUCCUGUCUCUGACAGCUGGGAAUCUGAGUCUGGUCUCCGCUGCCUGGACGCAGGAGAAGAACCACCACCAACCAGCACAUUUGAAUUCUUCAUCUCUUCAGCAAGUUGCAGAAGGCACUAGCAUUUCUGAAAUGUGGCAAAACGACUUGAGACCAUUGCUGAUAGAACGAUAUCCCGGAUCGCCUGGAAGCUAUUCUGCUCGUCAGCACAUCAUGCAUCGAAUUCAGAGACUUCAGGCUGAGUGGGUUGUGGAGGUUGACACCUUCCUGAGCAGGACUCCCUAUGGCUAUCGGUCCUUCUCAAAUAUCAUCAGCACUCUUAAUCCGGAAGCGAAACGACACCUGGUCCUCGCCUGCCACUACGACUCCAAAUAUUUUCCUCGAUGGGACAGCAGAGUGUUUGUGGGAGCCACGGAUUCAGCUGUGCCAUGUGCAAUGAUGUUGGAACUUGCCCGUGCCUUAGACAAGAAACUCCAUUCCUUGAAGGAUGUCUCUGGUUCCAAGCCAGAUCUCUCACUCCAGCUAAUUUUCUUUGAUGGUGAAGAGGCUUUUCAUCACUGGUCUCCUCAAGAUUCUCUGUAUGGGUCUCGGCACUUAGCUCAGAAGAUGGCAUCAAGCCCUCACCCUCCUGGAUCAAGAGGCACAAACCAACUGGAUGGCAUGGAUCUGUUGGUCUUACUAGAUUUAAUUGGAGCAGCAAAUCCAACAUUCCCUAAUUUUUUCCCCAAGACUACCAGAUGGUUUAAUAGACUUCAAGCAAUUGAAAAGGAACUCUAUGAAUUGGGAUUACUCAAGGAUCAUUCUUUGGAGAGGAAGUAUUUUCAGAAUUUUGGCUAUGGAAAUAUUAUCCAGGAUGACCACAUUCCAUUUUUAAGAAAAGGUGUCCCAGUUCUUCACCUGAUAGCUUCUCCUUUCCCUGAAGUCUGGCACACCAUGGAUGACAAUGAAGAAAAUCUACAUGCGUCAACCAUUGACAAUCUCAACAAAAUCAUUCAAGUCUUUGUGUUGGAAUAUCUUCACUUGUAAUGUUUGGAUUUAGUUCCUGGUAAUUGCUUCUACAGCAACUUCAAGACACCAUUUAAACAAUCUGCUUCCAGAUAAAUGUGUGUAGACUUCUGUCCUAUAGAUUCAUUCUGUAGGUGUUUUUGAAUAUGUGAUCAGCGAAUUGUAGAAUUCUAUGAUGCCUUCACUAAUUUUCCUCUAGAGAUGAGAAAGAAACAUGUAAAGAAAUAGAAUAAUAAUAAUUUUUAAAAUUCUUUUGGAAGAAAACUUUAAAAUAAAGUUAGAGUUACUUACCAAUACCAUAGACUUGUAAACAAUACUUAAAUACAAUGAUGCUGUAUGGUAUAGUGGUAGUUUUAUAUGUGAUAUUAUAUAGUGUGUUAUAUAAUAUGUAAUAAAACACAGACAUAUACUUUGACAGCCCUUAAGUUUCUUUAAAAAAAAAAGCUUUGGAAAUUAAAGUCUGAAUUAAAUUGCA
This is a messenger RNA of Mus caroli (Ryukyu mouse), 1903 nucleotides long. It is a transcript of the gene Qpct, whose product is annotated as glutaminyl-peptide cyclotransferase. The record is from RefSeq and is a predicted model, not a curated record. Gene Ontology annotation, molecular function: zinc ion binding; glutaminyl-peptide cyclotransferase activity. NCBI's taxonomy places the organism in Eukaryota, Metazoa, Chordata, Mammalia, Rodentia, Muridae.